Mycetomoellerius zeteki is the source of this 1748-nucleotide messenger RNA. RefSeq names its product elongation of very long chain fatty acids protein AAEL008004. The transcript is spliced from 4 exons. Gene Ontology annotation, cellular component: endoplasmic reticulum membrane. Gene Ontology annotation, molecular function: fatty acid elongase activity. Lineage: Eukaryota; Metazoa; Arthropoda; Insecta; Hymenoptera; Formicidae. Bases 327 to 1199 code for a protein of 290 amino acids. The record is from RefSeq and is a predicted model, not a curated record. Gene Ontology annotation, biological process: fatty acid elongation, polyunsaturated fatty acid; fatty acid elongation, saturated fatty acid; very long-chain fatty acid biosynthetic process.
CUUAUGAAUCAAUUAUACAUGAUCUCGCUUACCAUUACGAUCUGGUGAACGGUUGUGUCAACAACGAGAAUCGCAGGAGAUCUGAUGCGUAGACGAUAGAUACCGAAAAUAAAUAGCUAAUUGUAACGAAUAUUCUGUUAGUAACAAAGAUUGACGAAUCGAAUCGGCGCAAAUUAUUUGGAUCAAAGAUCUUUCGGAAUCGUGAAGUGGGAAUCAAGAAUAGCUAUACAUCGACUAUCCUAUCUGGAGCCUAUCUGUGACAAAAAGCGGCUGGUCAAAAUUUAGUGGCUGAUUGUAUUUUUAUAUUUACAAAGACAGACUACGAGAUGUCGUACAUUGUGGAGUGGUAUAGAGAUGUGAUCGACAACAAAUAUGAUCCAAGAACACAAGAAUGGUUUCUGGUACCUAGUCCUGGUCCAGUUCUAACGAUCAUAACAACGUAUAUAUACUUUUGCGUUUCCGCCGGACCGAGAUAUAUGAAGGACAAGAAGCCAUACGAUUUGAGAAAUACUCUAAUAAUUUAUAAUUUUAUCCAAGUUCUUGCAAGCCUUUAUCUUGUUUACGAAGGUUUGAUGGCUGGUUGGUUGUACGAGUAUAAUUUUAUUUGUCAACCAGUCGAUUAUUCAUUUAAACCGAGUUCAGUGAGGAUGGCUAAUGGCGUUUACCUGUACUUUAUGUGCAAAUUGAUUGAGCUACUGGACACGGUGUUCUUUGUUUUGCGCAAAAAAGAUCGACAGAUCACGUUCCUGCAUCUUUACCAUCAUUCGCUGAUGCCAGUUUGUGCCUGGAUCGGUGUGAAGUUUUUUGCCGGUGGUCACCCGACUCUCCUUGGCGUCAUCAACGCCUUCGUCCACGUCUUUAUGUACACCUACUACAUGUUGGCCGCGUUCGGGCCGCAUAUGCAGAAGUAUCUUUGGUGGAAAAAAUACCUGACCAUCAUGCAGAUUGUACAGUUUAUCAUAGUAUUUUUCCAUAAUUUCCAAAUGCAAUUUACUAGCUGUAAUUUCCCAAAGCCACUGUCGCUUUUGCUCAUGAUCAAUGCUGGCUUGUUCACUUACAUGUUUGGAUCAUUUUACAUGAAUAAUUAUUUGAAAUCAAACGUGGGACGGGUAUCAAAGACUAAUGGCGCUAUUAAUGGCUCUGUUAUUGUUAACGGUAACGCAAUUUCCAACAAGAUGAAGCAUGAUAAGUCCAAUUAAAAGACUCGCGGAGCCCUUUUGACUAUAGGAUUGUAAUUGUGAGAGUAGAAGAAUGAUUUUUCAAAGUUCUUUCAAGAAUAGUUUAUUAGAGAAUGGAUAUUAUAUAUAUAUAUAAAUUCUUGUGACAUAGAUGUAGAUAAUCAAAUGUCAUGCUCGCUAAAUAACGCGACGUUCUUCCAACCUUAGCAUUAUUCUGCCAAUAUUUUUGUAAUGCAAUGAAAAUUAUGAUUAAUAUAAAAUAAUGAUAUUUUACAAGUAUGAGUGAAGAUGGAUUUGGUUUACUUGUAUCAAGAACGAUCUACAAGCGAUUCUUACAAACUACACGUAAUUUAUUACAGAGAGAAUAUUUAAUUAUUACACUUGCAUAAAUUUUACAGACACCUUUCUGAGAAGCGCAACGAUAUUAAUACCAUGUAUAAUAUGAUCUGACAUGAAAUAUUAGAUUAAGAUAAGUUCCAAAUUCUGUUUCAAAGUUUUAUCAAGAAAUUCAUGCUCGCAUGAUGUAAUUAAGAUAGGCAUUCUGUUGAAAUUUAUGUUUUAAAUUUUAUU